UGUCAGCAGGGGAGGGCAGCAACUAUACAGCCGCUCGCAGGGUCACGUGACCGCUUAUUCUCGUCGCCUCUGAAAAGGUCUUUGCAGAAGUGAAAGAGCUUAGCAGUAUACUGCCAAAAAGUCAUGCACGCUUAGAAACAUGCCGAGGUGCGGAAAAGAGGGAGAGGCUUAAGUCAGUGCUAGGGAGCUGAGAGAGAGAAACCGAGAGACCUGAAAGCCUAAAUGAGCCAGAGGAUGGAAGACCAGGUGAGGAUCCCACCUGGGGCGACUGGACUUUACAGAGCAAUGCUAGUCAAAUCAGCAUCUAUGUAUACUGAAAUACAGAGAGAGAGGCCAGAUAUUGGGAAUAUCAUGACUCAUCCAGAUUACAUUGACGGAAACCCUGAUCUUAUCAAACCUAAAAAGCUGCUCAACCCUGUAAGAGCCUCGAAAAGCCAUCAAGAACUUCACAGGGAGCUGCUUAUGAAUCAUAAGAGAGGCUUGGGAGUCGAGAGCAAACCAGAACUGCAGCGAGUUAUGGAGCAUCGGCGGCGGAACCAGCUGAUCAGGCAGAGGAAAGAAGAGGAAGAGGCGAAGAAGUUGAAAUCUCCCUUCGAGCAAGAGCUCCUGAAGAGGCAACAGAAGCUGGAUCAGUUGGAGAGGGAGCAGGAGAAGCAAGAAGAAAACGCGCCAGAAUUUAUUAAAGUAAAAGAGAACCUGAGGAGGACAUCAACGCUAACUGGGGUGGAGAAGGUCGCCUAGCAGAUGGGAGCAGCUGAGACCAAAAUGGAAGAGGAGGGCCUUCUCUGCUCGCUUGAAUACCUACAUGCUGACAUCUUCUUAUAUGGUGGACAUUCACAGUUACGUCUUUGGGGCUGCUUGCUGGUUUAUUAACGCUUGCUCCGGUAGAAAUUCCCAACAUGGACUUUUGCUGCACAUCUAGGAAGGAAUAACAUCAGUGGGGGUGUGUGGCCUGGCUGGGAAAGUUUGUGGUGCUCUGCUAGUAGAAGCGCUUGGGUGAGGGGUAAUAAUAAUGGCCUGAGCCUUCCUCUCGAGUAAACAGGCAAUGUUGAUGCCCUAUCCCAUCCCUUGUUAGCUCUGGGCUUAAACCUUGGAGAUGCAACGUGUGCUCAGGAGGACAGAGUGGGCGAUGGUCUUUCAAGAAUAGGCUGCCAUAUCAAUGCCAGGGCUUCAAGCCGCUCAGCAGCAGAAACUAAUGGUUGUAAUAAAUUUCAGGCUUAGUCGAGCUAAUCUUUGGAGUAGCUUGUUGGAAAACCAGAGAAGGGGGCCAAAAAACAAAAGAAACGAAAAAGGGGAGAGGCAGUCAGCGCCAGCUACCCGCUAGAGCUCACUCAGCUACGCUUUCGCCGUUUUCUGCUGUAUCGAAGCAACACCCACCCAGAAAAUGCAACCAUGUCAAUAAGCGUGUGAGUUUCUGUACUUCACUUGAAGUUCGCCUCACGAUGUGAAAGGCUCCCAGGUCGAAACCCCCACUUGAAACCUCAGAAAGCCACGGCUGGCCUGUGUAGACAGUACUGAGUGAUAGGCCAAUGGUCUGACACACAAUAAGGCAAGCCUCCAAUGUAUUGCACCGCUGAGAUGGUGGGGGAAGCAUGUGGUGUCUCUUUGUUCCUAUGAGGAUGUGUUGGUCCUCUCUUAGAUUCAUUCGUAAAAUAGCACUCGCGUUCCUUUCUGUGACUUAACAUGUUACUACGGAAUGAGCAGGCCCGGGUUAUAUCAUGCGGUCGGAUGCAAACACUUCUCAACCCUCGUGCUGUGACAUGGGGAGCGGGGAUCAUAUUCCAGAAGGGGCCUUUAGGAGCUGUGUGGAAGGAGUAAGAAACCAUGCCUACAAAUGUGUUGCUUUCA
Lacerta agilis (Sand lizard) is the source of this 1848-nucleotide messenger RNA. It is a transcript of the gene FAM107A, whose product is annotated as family with sequence similarity 107 member A. Gene Ontology annotation, cellular component: stress fiber; neuron projection; synapse. Lineage: Eukaryota; Metazoa; Chordata; Lepidosauria; Squamata; Lacertidae. The record is from RefSeq and is a predicted model, not a curated record. The coding region runs from base 223 to 741 and encodes 172 amino acids. The transcript has 4 exons. Gene Ontology annotation, biological process: actin filament polymerization; actin filament bundle assembly; regulation of actin cytoskeleton organization.